CUCUAUAAGAACACAAUGAAGAAGAGUUGUGAAAAUCCUCUUCCUCUUGCUCUAGCCUAACCUCCAUUUCACACUACAAGCAGCGCUGUUGUAGAAGAAGAACAAGGCAUGACCCCAUGCGGCGCAUGCAAGUACCAACGGCGGAGGUGCGGAUCGGAUUGCGUCAUGGUGUCGUAUUUCCCGGCUGAGAGCAUUCAGCGGUUCGCGUACGUGCACCAUGUGUUCGGCGGGGGAAACGUCAGUAACAUUUUGAGGUCGACGUCGCCGGAUUUGCGGAAGUGGGUGGCGAGGGCGCUGGCGUACCAAGCGGAGGCGCGUGUGAGAGACCCGGUGCACGGGUGCGUGGGGUUGAUAUGGGAGCAGGAGGAGACUCUGGGAAUCCUGAAAGAGAAGCUGGAGAAAGCGAAAAGGGAACUGGCCCAAUACGUGGGCCCAGAUGUUAUGCAAAAGAUGAUUGGGCAGUGUUCCUCCGAUCCGCAUGCGAAGACGGUGGACCUUAAGGCUCCUCUCUCUGCCCCCGUUGAUUUUGAUCUUUCUUCAUGGGAUCCUUUUCCGGCUUGGGAAUCUUCUUCCUCACGCCGCCUGCCAUCUCAAGCUGACGCUAAGGGUAAGACUAUUGCUCCUCCUUCUUGAACAAAGCCAUUAUGUCGUUUCGGCUGGAUUUUAGGUUUUUAUUCGAUCUGCAACAUCCUCCUUUUUCAUUCUUUAGUUGUUAUUGAUCCAAGAAGAAGAAGUAGACAGAGAUAAUUAGUAACGGUCUAUUUUGUCAUUAUAAUAUAUUUUUAAGAUUAAUUUGUAGUUCUUCUUCAAAAUGUAUUGGAAUAUUGGGGGUUUAGAAGUUAGUGGAAAAGGCAUUUGCAACAUGAAUGUUUGAUGAGAAACUGAAUGCAAAGGUGAUGAAUAAAACAGUUUUAGAUUUUUGGCUCA
Messenger RNA from Vigna angularis (adzuki bean), 927 nucleotides. Its product is annotated as LOB domain-containing protein 25. NCBI's taxonomy places the organism in Eukaryota, Viridiplantae, Streptophyta, Magnoliopsida, Fabales, Fabaceae. The record is from RefSeq and is a predicted model, not a curated record. Bases 109 to 633 code for a protein of 174 amino acids. The transcript is spliced from 2 exons.